GGGAAGGGAGCACAAGGGGAAUCUCUGCGCCCUGGUCCAUCCCUCCUCCAAAUGAACUGUUCUCCCCCUGGAUCUAGCACAGACACAGAGCGACAGAGCAGCAGCAGCGGCACCCCGGUGGCCCCCCGCCCCACUCUCGCACCCACUCACCCCCUGCGCCAGGCUAAUCGGCUGCCCAUCAGGCUGCUCAAAAUGCUGACGGCACAUACCGGACAUUUGCUGCACCCGGAGUACCUGCAGCCCCUCUCCUCCACCCCGGUCAGCCCCAUAGAGCUGGAUGCCAAGAAAAGCCCACUAGCUCUGCUGGCACAGACCUGCUCACAGAUAGGGAAGCCGGAUCCCCCUCCGUCCUCUAAGCUGAAUUCUGUGACCUCCAGUGGACUGAGCGAAAAGGAGAGUGGGCGCAGCUCUUCUUUGAAACUGGGAGAGUCUCCUUUGGAGGAUAAGUCUAGCUUCAAGCCGUACUCGAAGGGUGGGGAGUCCAGGAAGGAAAGUGGAUCAUCUUCUGGCGGCGCUGCAGACAAGGCCGGAUUUAGGGUGCCCAGUGGUUCUUGCCAGCCUUUUCCUCAUGCCCCAUCUCCGUCCUCAAGGGUGAGCUCCCCUGGACAGCACUGUGAUUCUAAAAAUAAUGAGAGCCAGGAGAAGAAAGAGCCUGAGGCAAACAAAGCCAACUCUGAGACCUCUCAAGUCAACCCUACUCUGACAAGGGCCAGUACCAGUAACUCUAGUGCCGAGUCCAGCCAAAGCGGGGAUGUUACCCCUAUCAGCAAAGCUGACCCUCCGUCUCUUGGAUCAGGCCAUGUGGCCCCUGUUUCUCCCUACAAACCUGGACAUUCUGUCUUUCCUCUUCCACCAUCUGGCAUUGGAUAUCACGGAUCCAUCGUGGGGGCUUAUGCAGGAUACCCAUCCCAGUUUGUCCCUGGGCUGGAUCACACCAAAACAAGCCUUGUUGGAAACCAGCUGCCUGGAACUCUAGGUUUACCGGGUAAACCUCCCAGCUCCAGCCCUCUGACUGGUGCUUCGCCUCCUUCAUUCAUGCAAGGAUUGUGCAGGGACCCAUACUGCUUGAGCUACCACAAUGCUUCCCAUCUCGGCUCCAGCAGCUGUUCCACUUGUGUACAUGACCCAUCUGCCUUGAAAUCUGGAUACCCUUUAGUCUACCCCAGCCACCCUCUCCAUUCAGUGCACACCACCUUGUCUUCCAGUGUCACUCCGUCGCUGCCUGGUCACCCCUUAUACACUUACGGCUUUAUGCUACCAAAUGACCCAGUCCCCCACAUAUGCAACUGGGUGUCCGCCAGUGGACCUUGUGACAAAAGGUUUUCCACCUCAGAGGAACUUCUUGCUCACCUAAGGACCCACACAGCUUUGCCUGGAGCUGACAAACUUUUGGCUGGGUACCCUACAUCCACUUUGGGUUCUGCUGCUUCCUGCCACCUUCACCUUCCUCCCGCCGGGCCUGGAAGCCCUAACACAUUGCCAGGGUCUCUAUCUUUACGGAGUCCACAUUCUUUGGGACUAAGUAGGUACCAUCCAUAUGGAAAGGGUCACCUGACAACACCAAGUGGCCUGCCAUUGCCCUCAUUACCAGCAGGAUCCUACUACUCCCCAUACGCAUUAUAUGGACAGAGGCUAACAUCAGCUUCAGCGCUAGGAUACCAGUAAAUACAACUCCCAAACUCAUAGACUGUAUAUUUAUUUACUGUAUGUUAGCUUCAAGCUGGGAAUAUUAAGUGCAUUAUUUACAAGAACAAUUCAAUGGUAUGCAAAUAUUUUGUGUCCCCACUCCCCAUAAAAAAACCCUCUUUCAUUAUCAGUCUGUCUUCCACGACAACCUUAUUUUUCUUUCCUUUGUUUCCUCUUUAUUUUUUCUUUUUCCACUUUUUACUUUUACUAUUUCUUUUGUUUGCAUUAAACGUACUUCUUUUUUUUUUUUUUUUUUCAGUCCUACCAUUUCUUUUUCCCAUUUUGCGGGGGAGAAACAAAAUUACAAAAGAACUCAACCUCCUUUUUGAUUUGUACAGUUCUUUAAAAAAAAAAAAGUGUAUUUUUAUGUAAUGUAUUUUCGGCAUGGUGGGAGAGGGAGGGCGCAGCAGAGAAAGGAGGAAACAAAAAACACCUUUUUUUUUUUCUUUUUUUUUUGGUGGAUGUCCAAAAAAAUGGCGAAUCUUAUUUUGUUAAUAAAUGAAAACUAAACUA
Messenger RNA from Xenopus tropicalis (tropical clawed frog), 2199 nucleotides. It is a transcript of the gene znf703, whose product is annotated as zinc finger protein 703. The record is from RefSeq and is marked provisional. NCBI's taxonomy places the organism in Eukaryota, Metazoa, Chordata, Amphibia, Anura, Pipidae. Gene Ontology annotation, cellular component: cytoplasm; nucleus.